Molecule: messenger RNA, 1524 nt
Organism: Fusarium sp. VM40
Lineage: Eukaryota; Fungi; Ascomycota; Sordariomycetes; Hypocreales; Nectriaceae
Source: the annotation of a GenBank genome assembly
AUGGCUCUCUCUUGCUCAGUUAACACUGUUGCCCAGCCAGAGCUCUUCGGCACUAAGGUCGUCGGAUUUGAGAUCAAUCUUGUUGAGAACCACAAUGCUACCGCCUACUCAGCCCUCUAUUAUGGUCACCCAACAACAAUCGCGGAGAACGUCGAUUUUUGCAAUAUCACCGUUACCUUCACGCAUCCCGGCUACGGCGACGAGAUCCACGUCGAGACUUGGCUUCCGAUGGACAACUACAACGGCCGCCUCCAGUCUAUUGGGGGUGGUGGUUGGGUCGCAGGCCGGUACUCGCCCAGUUACGUUGGGAUGAGCGGUGCGGUUGCGGAAGGUUAUGCGACGUCCACGACGGAUGCCGGAUUGACACUGCAGCCGGACUUUGGCCCUGAUAGCUGGGCCUUGUUGCUAACCAUGGAAGCCAUCAUCUCGAAAAGCUUGAUUCAAAGCUUCUAUGGGGAGCCGGCCAAGUACUCGUACUGGAGCGGCUGUUCCCAGGGUGGCAGACAGGGCAUGAUGCUUGCGCAGCGAUACCCAGAUGCCUACGAUGGCAUCCAUGCCUCUGCCCCGGCGAUUCAGUGGAACGAGUUGUUUGCGAGCACCUUCUGGCCCCAGCUUGUGAUGCAGCUAAUGGAGUUCUACCCUUACCCUUGUGAGUUGAGCGCCAUCACAGAUGAGGCAAUCGAGGAGUGUGAUGGUCUUGACGGCAUUGUUGAUGGACUAAUCUCCAACGACCGUGCUUGCAAAUUUGAUCCCUUAACGGUAGUCGGCAAGACAUUUAAUUGCUCCGAUACUGGCAAGAACAUGACAAUAUCCAAGGAGGCCGCCAUGCUGGCAAGAGCUUCCUGGUCAGGCCCUGAAACGGAAGAGGGUAAGUUCAUGUGGUAUGGCCCUAAUAUCGGAAGCCAGCUUACUGGAUCAACCGCGGCGCUGACCAACGACAUUGGACUUGCUAUGACGUCCUGUUCUUCCAACGGAACUUGCGUUGGCGUUCCCGUUGGUCUCGGAGAGGUCUGGAUCAAGUAUUUCGUGGAAGCAAACCCGAAAUGGUCGUACAAGAAUAUGACGCGAAGCGAGUUCGAGACCUACACGCGCGUGGCUAAGCAGUCUUAUGAGUCAUUGAUCGGGACUUCCGACCCCGACUUAACUGCUUUCCAUAAAACUGGCGGCAAGAUUCUCGGUUACCACGGGAUGAGCGAUCAGAUUAUCCCAGUUAAAGGCACAAGGCAUUACUACAACAAAGUCAAGGAAAUAAUUCCCAAUGUUGAUAGUUUCUACCGCGUAUUUGAGGUUCCGGGCCUUGCCCACUGCUCCGGUGGGAACGGAGGCCAGCCUGUUAACACCUUUGACGCCCUUCGAGCCUGGGUUGAGAAUGGGACUGUCCCAGAGAAUCUCCCUCAUUCAUUCAAAGACAAAAACGGAGCUGAACAGAACAGACUUCUGUGCCCGUAUCCGAAGACUCCCAAGUUCAAGAAGCAUCACAAAAGCGAGACGUCUUAUCAGUCCAGCGACUUUAUAUGCGUCUAG